UCUACCCAUGAACUUAGAAAGAGUUCCAUUUUGUUAUCAUGCUUUAAACUAGACAUUUCAACUCUAGUAAGGUUUGUUUUACUAUUUCAAGAAGUGGUAACUUGUCAUUAAUUUAACUAUCAUAAAUUGUCAUAAUCAAUCUUAGAUUAAGUUAAUUUAACUAUCACAUUUCAAGACUGAAUAAUGACUUUACUAAAUCAUUCUUCUUACUUUGCUAUCAUGUCGACUUAUAAUGAAGAGUGGCAAAAACUUAGAAGAUGGGCUGCAACUUGUAUAGCUAUGUAUGCUACAUAUGCAGUAAUUCUUGUUUCAGUUUAUCAUCGCUCAAACUAUUUGGAGAGAUCAAUCUGUAAUGAAGGAGAUUUUGAACGACAUGCUUUGAUGGAAGGACUUACACUAAUGGAUGAUGAAGAUUGUUAUAAUCAACUACGAAUGGGAAAUGAUGCAUUCGCAAGACUAGUAAACAUUCUUCAGGGAACAGGUCGUCUUAGAAAUAGUGCACAUAGUAAUAUAGAAGAACAAGUUGCCAAAUUCCUUCACAUUGUUGGUCAUAAUUUAAGGAAUAGAACUAUGAAAUUUUAUUUCAAGCGUUCUAGUGAAAUUGUUAGUCGUCACUUUCAUCAAGUUCUUAGAGCUAUAAUAUCUUUAGAUGAUGUCUUCUUAAAGCAGCCUGAUGGAUUAAAGUGUCCUCAAGAAAUCAAGGACAAUACCAAAUUUUGGACCUACUUUAAGGAUUGCAUAGGGGCGAUUGAUGGGUCACAUUUUCGUGUAAAAGUGUCAAAUGAUGUUGUACAAAGGUAUAGAGGGCGAAAGUACUAUCCAACACAAAAUGUUUUAGCAGCAUGUUCCUUUGACUUGAAGUUCACAUAUGUUUUACCUGGUUGGGAAGGAUCUGCAUCAAACUCGAGAAUCCUAGAUAAGGCAUUAAUGAGAGAUUUUGAUAAUUGAUUGUUCCACAAGGUGAUUAUUGGUGAUUAGAUAAUAAUUUAUUAGCUCAAGUGACUAUUACUAAUAACAUAGAUCCUUUAUCUAUGCUUCUUAGGUAACUAUUAUUUGGUUGAUGUGGGUUUUCAGCUAAAAACUGGAUUUCUUACCCCAUAUAGAAGCACUCGUUACCAUUUAAAAGAGUAUAGUGUUCAUCAACCAGAAAAUGCUCGAGCGGUUUUCAACCUUUGACACUCGUCCUUGAGAAAUGCAAUUGAAAGAGCAUUUGGUGUUUUGAAGAAAAGGUUUCCAAUAAUAGCUAGUGGGACGGAGCCACAUUACCCUGUUGACACACAAUCUGAUAUUAUACUAGCAUGUUGUAUCCUCCAUAACUAUCUCAUGGGUGUUGAUCCAGAUGAAAGAUUAAUAGUAGAAGUCGAUAGAGAGUUUUUUAGCGAAGAAGCGGAGUUUGAACAAUGGUCUUGAGUUAAUGCAAGGAAGGAGAAAUCUUAAGGGAGAAAAUAGCUAUGGAUAUGUGGAAAGAUUACAAUAGAAACCGUUGAUGAGUCCUUUUAUUUUAUGGUUCUUUUCUUGUAUAGUUUUUUGUGUUUCAUAUUAAGUACGGUGAUUGUAUUUAGAACUAUAACUCCUCUAGUUAAAAUCACACUUUGAAUGAGUUACAAUGAAGUUAUUAUUA
Messenger RNA from Vitis riparia (riverbank grape), 1621 nucleotides. RefSeq lists its product as uncharacterized. The coding region runs from base 184 to 948 and encodes 254 amino acids. The transcript has 2 exons. NCBI's taxonomy places the organism in Eukaryota, Viridiplantae, Streptophyta, Magnoliopsida, Vitales, Vitaceae. The record is from RefSeq and is a predicted model, not a curated record.